CAGUGCGUGGGUACGCGCACGGUCGGCUUGGCACCGCCCACCACCGGCAGGCUCUUGGCUGGCAGGCUGGGCGCGGGGGGUGCCAAAAGCGUAGGCACUGCAGGCGCUAUGACCGUGGGCACUGCCGGCUUGCCCACCAGCGGCUUCGGUGCAAUGCUGCUGACAAAAGGCGCGCCAAUCGCCGGGCUAUGCACCUGGCCGCCUGCUGGUGCACCGACAACUUGGCCUGCUGCAUCGCCAACCACUGGCAGUUGGUGCGCAACCCCGCCAACCACCGGAACACCGCCCAGAGGCAGCCCUGGGGAGUUGCCGACCACUGGAAGUGUCUUGGCUACAUCGCCGACCAAAGGCAAACUGUCUGUGACGCCGCCCACCAGCGGCACGCUGUCAAGCAGCGGAAGUGCCGCCGACGCAGUGGUGGCAAGGGCGACGAGCGAAAAGAAAAUGUUCAUUCUAUCGGAAAAUGCUUUUAGAUGGUGGAGGACAAGGGUGACGAAUAUUGGGUUUCAAGCGAACUGUUCUAACCCUGCUCGGAGCUUUGCCCAUUUAUAUGUCUUUUUGUAAUUCUUUUCUUUGGGCAGUAAUGUGGUGCGGCAAAAACGUUUCGCUAAAUGGUUAGCGUAUAUAGUGAGUGCCCUUGUUACUUCCAUAUUUAGUCAUCAGAAACGUUUUCUGCUGGCUAUGUGCAUGUUCGAAACACCCAAUGCCGCCAUCUUACCCCCUCCCCAUUUACAUUGCGCUGGUACUUGAAUCCUGACUACCGACCUCUCCGACCUACCACAUCACUAGCCAUCACUCAUCUUGAAAUGCUCAACAUAUGCCUUUCCCCAAUCUCGCUUCCAGCAGAACUCUGCCAUGAUCCUUGAUUUGUGAAGCAAAUUAGAAAUUGACACGCAAAGCCUCUAAAUAGCAGGCUACAGAUCAUUUCCGCCACAUGAUCUGGAAUAGAAGAGUUGCGAUUGUUGGCAUAUCCUUGGCGACCCACUGCCCCUCCCCCGAGUUUCGC
Molecule: messenger RNA, 1006 nt
Organism: Linderina pennispora
Lineage: Eukaryota; Fungi; Kickxellomycota; Kickxellomycetes; Kickxellales; Kickxellaceae
Exons: 1
Source: RefSeq, a predicted model, not a curated record